Perca fluviatilis (European perch) is the source of this 2915-nucleotide messenger RNA. RefSeq names its product zinc transporter 2-like. Gene Ontology annotation, cellular component: plasma membrane. Gene Ontology annotation, molecular function: zinc ion transmembrane transporter activity. The transcript is spliced from 9 exons. Gene Ontology annotation, biological process: zinc ion transmembrane transport; response to zinc ion. The coding region runs from base 1333 to 2562 and encodes 409 amino acids. NCBI's taxonomy places the organism in Eukaryota, Metazoa, Chordata, Actinopteri, Perciformes, Percidae. The record is from RefSeq and is a predicted model, not a curated record.
GUCUACCGAACAGGACAUGUUUUACUGGUUGGACAGUAUAAAAUAUAUACCGGUAAAGAGAACAGGACACAACUUUUCUUUUGCUUCUCCGAUUCGUUCCGUUGUCCAUUUCUUCACUCUGUCGAAAUAUGCGCACACGUGGUACGCUCCAUAGGGUUUGUCACGUAGUGGACCCGUGUCGCUGUGGCACGGUAACUGGCCAAUGAAACAUGAUCAUUAUAGCGUUUCAAGCGGGCUCUAAAUCAAACAACUAAGCCACACAGUCAGCAGACGGGAUGCCAAAAAACACUUAUAUUGUGCAACGUGAUAUUGCGAUAACGAUAUUGAGUAGAUAUAUCUUGCACCCCUACAAGUACUGCUAGAUAUUAGUAGUACUGUUGGUUAGUUCGCUGUACCUGCACAUAAGGUGACCUCAAGAAAAAAACAAGGUGGUGAAUACUUGUUACGGUACUGAUAAAGCUCCCACAAAUUGUCAGGUAUUUUCUGAAAAACACUCUUCCUACACUUGACAUCGAGAUGACUUAAUGAUUUGAUUUAUUGCAGAUGAAAUUUCUCCGAUGUGUCAAAGACAAUCUCUGGUGUGUGUGUGAGUUGAUUUAUGGCCGGUGUGUGCCGUGAAAUACGGGAAUCAUGUUUUUUGUGUAAAUUCAGAGGUAUAUUUUUGAUUGGAAGUUUUAUGACAAACAGUGUAUAUUAAUAUAACGCCAUAAAUUGUCAUCUUUCAGGUUUGUAUUAUAUUUUUUAGCUCUGCUGGGUGUAGGAAUGUUGGGUUUGUGCAUUUGGUACAAAUCGAAAUAGUAUGUGUGCAUAUGUUUUAGCAUUUUGACGAAACAAUCCCAGAAAUGUCUGUAAAAGUCAGUUUUGUAUACUUGACAAACUGAACAAAAGUGACUGACAUUUUUUUUAGUGGGAUUGUGUUUUUUUUUUUUCUUCAGGUUUGAAUGAUUUUGAUUAAACGAUAAAAACAAAAAAUUGUACAUUUUAUCAUCUCAACAUCGUUUAGGUAUUUUACCCAUUCUUUCAACUUUUCCAUGGUUGUUUCUGUAAAUUGUAUGGUUUAUGGAUCAAAUAAACUCUGGUGAGACUGGAGAUGUCUGAAAGUUGUCUUGUAAUUUGAACAGUUUGCUGUCAGUGACCAGCACCUCUGAGCUCAGUCACCUGCCAUUGGCUCCUGUUGUGCUCCACCUCUGAGAGAAAACGCAUGUCGGAGCAGGUGGCCAGUUGUCAAGCUUCACCUUAACAUUAGUUUACCUUAAAACGAGCCUCUGAAGGUAUGGAGUUUUCAACGGAUUCAGAGAAACAUCUGAUUGAGACUCAUUUGGAGGCUCUUAGAUGAGCCAAGCGUCACAUGACAAACCAGCUGAAUCGGAGGAGAUAAGGGAGAGGCGUUUGUCACUGGCCCGGCAUAUUGCCAAGCCACGGGAGAAGGAAUCCUCGUCGCCAAAAAAGCCAAAAAUUGGAAGACAUGUUGUCAUAGCUUCUUGGACGAGUUCUCCAGAGGACAGACGUUCAGACUCUCUGUCGGAGUCCAGUGAAGAUGGCUCCAGCAUGGACGGCCUGUGGCAGCCCGACCGGCUCUGCCAGGAGACAGACUCGAUGUCGGCGGCUGAAAGUGACCACAGACGGUUGGCCAGAAGGAAACUUCUCAUGGCCUGCGCCGUCAGCCUUGUCUUUAUGACCGGAGAGGUGAUUGGUGGAUACGCUGCUCGCAGUCUGGCCAUCAUGACAGAUGCAGCACAUCUUCUGACUGACGUUGGCAGCAUCGGGAUCAGCAUCUUCUCUCUGUGGAUCUCAUCCAGGCCUCACACACACACCAUGACAUUUGGGUGGCAUCGAGCAGAGAUUCUGGGCAUGUUGCUGUCAGUUGGGUCUAUCUGGGCGGUGACAGCAGUGCUGGUCAUAACAGCCAUUCAGAGGAUCACUGAUGGAGACUACGACAUCGACAGUCAGAUCAUGCUCCUAACCUCCGGCUGUGCAGUGGGGGCCAACGUCCUGAUGGUCCUGAUCCUCCAUCAGUCUGGAGCCUCACACGGCCACAGCCACAGCUUUCCCAGCAGCCGGCUGCAGACGGACAGCCAGCGCCAGGGCCAGGGCCACGGCCACCAUCACGGCCACGGCAACGGCCACGGCAACGGCAGCGUGAAGGCGGCUUUCAUCCACGUGGUGGGAGAUCUGGUGCAAAGUGUCGGGGUCCUGCUGGCUGCCACCAUCAUCCACUUCUGGCCUGAAUAUAAAGCCGCAGAUCCGAUUUGCACAUUCCUGUUCUCGGUUCUUGUUCUUGGAACAACACUUCCAGUCACAAAGGAUGUUUUCAGAAUCCUGAUGGAGGGAGUUCCUCAGGGCGUCCCCUUCAGCACUGUGAGAGAGCUGCUGCUGUCUGUGAGAGGAGUCGUGGGUGUUCACAGUCUGCACAUGUGGAGCCUCAACAUGACUCACUCUUUACUUUCUGUCCACGUGGCCACAGAAGAAGAUGCUGACUCACAGAUCGUUCUCAGGAAGGCAACAAAGCUCCUGCGCUCUGAGUUUGGUUUCUCCAGCGUCACAAUCCAAGUGGAGCGUUAAAAGGACGACUGCUGACUGCAGCGGGACUGGAGGACGACUGUGGAGACGGACAACUCAAGCGCUGGUUUACUGCUUAACAGCCUCUGGUACAACUUUAAAUUUCAGGAGUUUGUUUGCAACGGUUUUAAUGCAAGGAGCAGAUCAUUACUGUCUUGCCGUUUAGUAAUCCUCACUCAGGUUUUCCAGCUUCUAAAAAAUGUAUUCACAGGGGAUUCCUGUAAAGAGCUGUGAGUCUUUGAUAAAAUAUUGAUUCAUGCUGUUACUACGGUCAUGUUUGAGCUUUGAAUUAAACUCCCAGAGUUGGCUACUGGCAGUCAUUACAUUGGCAUAAUAAAUGAUUUUUUAUUUAUGAA